AUGCGGAAGCCGAUGCGGCCUCUUCUCACCCUCCAUACACCUGCUCCUCAGUGCAAGGAGACCGGGGGAAGGAAACCAGCGGCCGCCACAGCGGGAGCUGCCACAUCCCAAACUGCAGGGGCAAAGAUGACCCUACUCAAUCUGCCGCACGAAAUGACUAGGCAGUACGCAUGUAUCCCUUCCGACCUCGUGAAGGGAGAACUCACCUCGCAUGGCCAGAGGGCGUAUGAGGACUGCGAAUCCUGGCAAAUUCAGUCAGAAUUAUCCUGCAGCCAUAGCCAAGGCGACGCAUACUACGGUAUGGUUCCAAUCCAUCGUCCCCUCGUGAUCAGCGUCCAUGGUAUGGUGGAGUCCGAGCCCGUUGACAGGGAGUUCGUUGUCGAGGGCCGCUUGAUCUGCCCGAUGUGGCCCUCGAUCUUGUUGCGAGGUCAGGUCUCCCUUCACGAGACUCCUCGAGUCUCCCAUUCUCAGACUCCUCGAGUCUCCUCUACCCAGCUGUCUUCUUUCAUGGAGGCGGCGACCCAGCCCGAGCGCAAGCACCUCGUCGAAAAACCGUCGAAGAUUGGGCGAUCCUGGCUCCGCCAAGUCCCCUACUUAGAAACUCUCCGCCUCUCCAACCACGAGAUCGCCGCCGGCCUCCACUACCGCCUCCUCACCCCGCCUACUCCCCUAUCUGCUCCGCCUGCACCCAAGAGGUAUGACGAAUUUGCUAUCGCAAAGCGCUCGACCCAUACAUCUGACGAUUGUGAAUCAUGUCCUCAAGCCCGUUAUUAUACCUCUUUCCUCGCCGAAGCCCAUUACACUGGGUGGAACGAGACAGCUCUGGUCGAGCAAUUCAAGGACGGAUUGAAGCCGGACAUUCUCCAUGCUGUCAACAUGUCCCAGGGAGGACUUUUCCCGGAUACUGUCUCCUCUUUCGCUGCUGUGGAAACACCCCUGACAGAGACGCAACGCAAGAUCAAAGAGCUGCAAAAGGCAUCUUUGGCCUCCAGAGGUAGUGGGAAGCUUUCGGAUGAGUUUGACCGCUAUAGAAGCUUUUUCGAAGAGGAUGAUUCCCUUUCCCUUCUAGCAGCUACGCCAGGGAAGAUCGAGCCUGACUUUGUCCUUCAAUGGUGGAAGCGCAACGAGUUCGCAUUUCCCAUCAUAUCAGGGAUUGCGAGAGACUUUCUAGCUAUACCGGCUUCAUCUGUACCGUCCGAACGUCUCUUUUUAUAUGCCAAACUGGCAGACACUGAGAAGCGUCGUUGCAUGUCCCAAAACGCCGCGACUUUCCAGCAGAGCAUGGCGAAGGUGACGGCGUUGACGCGACUUCGAGGGUCUGGUAGCUGGCUGUUAUAA
Molecule: messenger RNA, 1338 nt
Organism: Cryptococcus amylolentus CBS 6039
Lineage: Eukaryota; Fungi; Basidiomycota; Tremellomycetes; Tremellales; Cryptococcaceae
Exons: 8
Coding region: 1-1338 (445 amino acids)
Molecular function (GO): protein dimerization activity
Source: RefSeq, a predicted model, not a curated record